AUGGGCUCGUCCGCCAACACUCGGGAGACGCGACGGGGCGCGCACUCCUACGACCCCUCCAGUGUCCGAGUCCACCGCCAGGUUGCCACGAACACACGUGAUGGUGCUAGGCCGCUUCGGGCAGGCUGCGCGGCGAGCGAGACAGCGCCAGAUAUGGUCUGCCGCCCCCAGGCCGCAGCCUCGCCUGGUAACGCAACCAUCACUGAGCCUACCUACCCGUCGCCGAAAUCCUUGCCCACCCGCGCGCCCGUGGCACUGCAGGCGCUGCAGGCAGUUCCGUCGUCGCCCAGCCCAGCCCAGCCCCCAAAAAAAAAGGAAGAAAAAAAGGGCCAGGCGAGAGGGGGACAAAAAACACCUUGGCCCUCGUGUCACGCACUACCAAUUUUCCCUCGCACCCAGCCGCUGCUCCUUAACAGACUCUACCUGGUCAGCUACCUCCUCGCCUGCCCACACCCACGAGACAUUCCCGCCAAGUCAGUCAUCAAGUUCAAGUCACUUCACCACCCUCUUCCACUCUCUCUCGUGAUGGCUAUGAAUAACAAGAACUGGAAUGACCGCGCCGACAAGGACCUGUUCUUUACUAUUUUGACCGUCAAGAACAUUGGCGUAAUAAGCGGUGCCGAAUGGACCAUGAUUGGCAACUACAUGCGUAGCAUGGGCUACGGCUUCACAAACGAGGGAUGCCGGCAACACUUUCAAGGUCUGCGCCGUGCCACCAACAAAAUCGAGGCCGCGCCGCCCCCGGCGGACCUGGCUCUGCGCAAGGUCGACCCUAGCUUGAAUCCGAUCACCCGCCGCCCCGGUCCAGGACGUGGCCGGCCCCGAAAGUCCGAGGGGGAUGUCGGCGAGGCGGGCCCGGCCUCCACGCCGGGCGGUAGCGCCACGCCGCUCGAUCCCAGCAUGAGCAUAUCGCCCGGCGUCGGCCCAGCGCACAGCAACAACAGCAACCCGCCACACGCGCAGCCGCAGGCCAUGGAGACGGGCGGCAGCGGUGGCGACCCCGAGCAGCAGCAGCUCGCCAUGGAGGAUGAGCAAGCUCUCGCCGCCUCGGCCGGCGCUCCCUUUUCGAGCGGAGCGGUGGAACACGGGGCCGAUGCCACGGACGAGCACCACCCGUCGAAGCGGCAAAGACUCGACGCCGACGCCAUGGACCACGAGUCGGCCCUCGACGACGAGGCUGUGCUGGCGCUGGCCGCGCACAACGGCACCACGGCCAGCGACUACCCAGAGUAA
This is a messenger RNA of Cordyceps militaris CM01, 1233 nucleotides long. RefSeq lists its product as uncharacterized. The transcript has 5 exons. NCBI's taxonomy places the organism in Eukaryota, Fungi, Ascomycota, Sordariomycetes, Hypocreales, Cordycipitaceae. The record is from RefSeq and is a predicted model, not a curated record. Bases 1 to 1233 code for a protein of 410 amino acids.